Messenger RNA from Kogia breviceps (pygmy sperm whale), 1084 nucleotides. NCBI's taxonomy places the organism in Eukaryota, Metazoa, Chordata, Mammalia, Artiodactyla, Physeteridae. The record is from RefSeq and is a predicted model, not a curated record.
AUGGGACAGGAUGCUUUCAUGGAGCUCUUCAGCAGCACGGUUGGGGUCUUUCAGUGCAAAAUAUACCUCCUUCUCUUAGCAGGUGCUUGUUCUGGGCUGAAGGUGGUGGUGCCAUCACACACAGUCCAUGGCAUCAGGGGCCAGGCUCUCUACCUCCCCGUACACUAUGGAUUCCACACUCCGGCAUCAGACAUCCAGAUCAUAUGGCUGUUUGAGAGACCCCACACGAUGCCCAAAUACUUACUGGGCUCUGUGAACAAGUCUGUGGUGCCCGACUUGGAAUACCAACACAAAUUCACCAUGAUGCCACCCAAUGCCUCCCUGCUCAUCAACCCAUUGCAGUUCACUGAUGAAGGCAAUUACAUCGUGAAGGUCAACAUUCAGGGAAAUGGAACUGUGUCAGCUAGUCAGAAGAUUCAAGUUACCGUUGAUGAUCCUGUCACGAAACCAGUGGUGCAGACUCAGCCUUCCUCUGGGGCUGUGGAGUAUGUGGGGAACAUGACCCUGACAUGCCUCGUGGAAGGGGGCACCCGGCUGGUUUACCAGUGGCUAAAAAAUGGGAGGCCUGUCCACACCAGCUCCACCAACUCCUUUUCUCUCCAAAACAACAGCCUUCAUAUUGUUCCAGUGACCAAAGAAGACAUUGGGAAUUACAGUUGCCUGGUGAAGAACCCUAUCAGUGAGAUGGAAAGUGACAUCAUUAUGCCUACCAUAUAUUAUGGACCUUAUGGACUUCAAGUUAAUUCUGAUAAAGGGCUAAAAGUAGGGGAAGUGUUCACUGUGGAUAUUGGAGAAGCGAUCUUGUUUGAUUGUUCUGCUGAUUCGUAUCCUCCCAACACCUACUCCUGGAUCCGGAGGACAGACAAUGUCACAUAUGUCAUUAAGCACGGGCCUCACUUGGAAGUUGCAUCUGAGAAAAUAGCCCAGAAGACAACUGACUACAUGUGCUGUGCUUACAACAAUGUAACUGGAAGGCGAGAUGAAACUCAUUUCACCAUCAUCAUCACUUCUGUAGGCUUCCCUUCUUCUUUCACCAUUUAAAACCUGAAAUCUGAAUCUGUGGGAGUUCACAAUAGGGGUCUCA